CAGCUCCGGCGGCGGGCGGCGAUCCGCAGCCUCGCCCGGCCCGGCACAGCCCGGCUCGCCGGGACACGGGGGACUCAGGAAGCUGCCGGUGCCGGGAUCGGCAUUGCCGGAGGGAAAGGCCGGUCACCGAUGACUGUUUUCCCGAAGCAGGGAGGAAUGUUUCAGCCAGUGGGAAGCCUGAAGGAGCAAUACCAAUUUUGGAAGGACGUUCUAUUUGUUUAUUAAAAAGCACGUGAAUGUCAGAGGAACUUACAGAUACGUGGAGACAGAGAUAAGUUGUUGACAAAUCAGCAGUUAACAAAGGCAGAGUGAAGGAUUUGCCACGUCGAGACUGAAGGUGUAAGACUAAAAACCUACAGGGAGAUCAGCUCAGCAGCAGCUAUUCCACAUUUUUUACCUGCCAUCCCACGGCUUCUAGGGGAUCUUUGUUACACAUUCAGAAGAACAGAAAGCACUGUCACGAGUACAUAAUUGUGUCACCUAAAAUUUGGUACCAGCCAUAGUGUAGAUGGCUCAGCUUCCUCCUGGGAUUCGUUUCAUCACUUCAUUUUCACGAGAUCAGUGGUAUAGAGCCUUCAUUUUCUCUCUCACAUUCCUGCUGUAUGCCAGCUUCCACUUAUCAAGGAAACCUAUUAGUAUAGUUAAGGGAGAGCUGCAUAAGCAUUGUGCUGCUUCACAUGAAGUUGAACUUGACUCCUACAAAGAAUAUGCUGCCCAGAUUCAGCCUCUCAAAAAGCCAUUUAACACCUCUCAGUGUGGUUGGGAGCCAUUUGAUAAGAACAACUACAAACAGUUACUGGGAGCGCUGGAUUACUCGUUUUUGUGUGCAUAUGCAGUUGGAAUGUAUUUAAGUGGACUGAUAGGAGAGCGGCUGCCGAUCCGGUACUAUCUGACGGGUGGGAUGCUCUCCAGUGGGCUCUUCACUGCCAUGUUUGGAUUGGGUUAUUUCUAUAACGUACAUAAUCUGUGGUUUUACAUCAUGGCCCAGAUAGCAAAUGGGUUGGUGCAAACUACUGGCUGGCCGAGUGUCGUUACAUGUAUUGGCAACUGGUUUGGAAAAGGAAGGAGAGGUUUGAUCAUGGGAAUCUGGAAUUCACACACUUCAGUGGGAAAUAUCUUGGGAUCCUUAAUUGCUGCUUACUGGGUGUCCACGUGCUGGGGUCUCUCCUUCGUGGUGCCCGGAGUCAUCGUUGCUGUGAUGGGGAUUGUUUGCUUCCUGUUUCUCAUUGAACAUCCUAAGGAUGUGAGUUGCUCCUGCACACCAUCCAGUAGUUCUAAAACCUUCCUGAAUGGUACCUCUCGGUGCAGAAUCCAGAUACCGACCUUAAAUGCUAAGGAAAAUGGCAAACCUCAGCAGGAUCCAGAGAUGCAGCACUUACUUACUGACAGUGAAAACUGCAGCGUGUCCCUGAAUUCCAGCACUGUGGUCAGUGGGGAAGGAAGACAUGGCACAUCAGCAAUCAGCUUCCUUGGGGCCUUGAGAAUACCUGGAGUUGUAGAGUUCUCCCUUUGUCUUCUGUUUGCAAAACUAGUGAGCUACACUUUCCUCUUCUGGCUUCCCCUCUAUAUCACAAGUGUAGAGCAUCUUGAUGCCAAAAGAGCUGGGGACCUUUCUACAUUGUUUGAUGUGGGUGGAAUCUUUGGUGGAAUUUUGGCAGGUCUCAUUUCAGACAGGCUGGAGAAGAGGGCAUCAACCUGUGGGAUGAUGUUAUUGCUCGCAGCACCCACGUUGUACAUGUUCUCUACAGUCAGUAAAAUGGGACUUGAGGCUACUGUGGUGAUGCUGCUUAUCAGUGGUGCCCUGGUGAAUGGCCCUUAUGCCCUGAUCACCACUGCUGUCUCUGCUGACUUGGGUACCCACAAAAGCCUGAAAGGGAACGCAAGAGCCUUGUCCACAGUGACGGCGAUCAUCGAUGGAACUGGAUCUGUAGGUGCAGCUUUGGGGCCUCUCUUGGCUGGUCUUAUUUCCCCAUCUGGUUGGAACAACGUGUUUUACAUGCUCAUGGUGGCAGAUGCGUGUGCCUUGCUACUCUUACUCCGUCUUAUUCAGAAGGAGCUUCAGUGUGAUGCAGAUCACACCCUGUUUAAAGAGCACUGAGCUACACGAGCAGAGCUGGAAUAAGGACUGUGCCAGUGGUCGGAGCUCUUCCCUGAAAUCCAGACUUCAUGGGAUGUAUUAUGCUGUGUUUAAGAGAUUCUGUUUGGUGAAGAACUUUGCACCAUUACUGGAAGCAGUGUGAGAAAUGCAGCUGGUAACUCCCUGAAGCUCUUUAUUUUUGCACAUGAGUAAGUACCUCAGGAUGGCAACUAUUCAUCAGACAAAGAGAUGGGAACUUUGGGAAGGUUUUAGCAGCACGCCUCAACUGAGCCAAAGAGAAAUACCAAGUGCCUUUUUUGUUUCUUUUGAUAGGAUGUUUUUAAUUAAACUUAUGAACUGUGUUUUUGCCAAAAAUCAAGGCUAAACUAGAGCAGAAGGAAGCUGAAGUUGUACCAGCCCGACGUGGCUGUCCCAGUGUCAGUGAGCGAAGUGUGUGUUUCUUUUGUCAUCUUGUGUCCAUUGAGGGCAUCUCUUUACAGAGGACAAUAUCAGCUGGUUAUUAAGAUAUGCUGCUAUUAGUAUUUUGAAACUGCUCAGACAGUAGCCACCCACUGUAUUAUUAGUUUUUAACUACAGUACUACUUCCCAAGGACAACAUCCAGCCUUUUGGUAGGCAAUGAAAUGGAGUUUACUCUUGCCAUGUACUGCAGUUAGCAGUUUUCACAGAAUCUCUGGAUGAGUGUUAGUCCUCAGUUAGGAUUGUGCAAAGAAAAAAAAAAAAAAAGGAGUCCUAAGCAACAAAAAGCAGCUUAUGAGUCAGAAUUUCCAGUGGGGGCUCUAAUGAUUUUCAGGGCAUUAUAAACUGGCUGUGCAAACGUCACAUAAUUGUCUGCCAGGCUGGGCUGAAAUGAGAGGUGGUUUCUUGUGAACUGUGAGCUGUCCUUUUUGUUACAGCACUUGUGGCUUGAGCAGAUGAGCUGCCUCAGUGCCCACUUGCCACAGGGAUCUCUGUUGGGUACUCGUGAUUUCCGUGCUGGGGUGCGCAUGUGGAAGUUGCAGAUCAGGGCCUUAAUAUCCAGAAAUGUCUCUCAAGUGGCUCAUUUCCAUUGGCUCUGAAUUUCAGAUUUGGAGCCGAAAUAUCAGAAAAAUUACCUGUGUGGGCAGUAGUUUGUGAGAGAACAUUUGAGUAACUAGUGUUACCAAGCAAAUAGAUGGUUUAAUGUCUUCAGAACAUACAAUUUCUUUGUACAGCUGCUUUGCAAACAUAUGUUUCUGUGAUUCUUUUCUUUUUUAAGAUGUAUAAAGUGAAGAGAAAUCCUUUUUGUAUGAGGUGUUUAUACUUAAAUCACAAAGGCUAGAUAAUUUAAACCAUGUGUUGUCCUUAACUGUAUUUAUUAAAGCUCUAGGAAUAUGUCUUGUUCUGAACUAUGCUCUUAAGUUCUGUGAAACAGUGCAGCAGUCUUUACACUUGAUCAACAGAACACUCUAAAAUAGUCCUGCAGAAAUGUCUCAUCAGCUGCUGGUGGUGUGUUCCAUGUGCUGGCACAACACCUAAUUUCCAGGGCUGUAAUUUUGUAGUUGCUGAGUCUUUUGAGUCGCUUCACUGGUUUGAUUCAGCACCUGAUUUAUGCUUGACUUGAACACUGUAAGAAGGUGCUCGUUUUUAACUGUUUUGCUGAACGGAGAUAGAAGGAAAACCUCAGUGCCACAGGGCCUUAAGGAAAGUAUUGGGUCCUUGCAGAGGAACUGUAGGUAGGCCCUGUCCCUGCACUUACCUGGAUGAAUGGUUGACUUCACACAUUUUGGGUAAGCCUGUUCAGACCACUGGGGAAGGUCUCAGCAUCUGAAUGCAUGAAUCUGGGCUGUACUCGGGCUUUGGGCUGCAGUUAAAUGUGAAGGAAUUCUGCAGCAAUGUUACUUGAAAGGACUUCUAUCCCAGUGGACUGAACCAGCAGAGCUUUAUAUUUUUAUUGAAACAAUUCAAACCCUGCUGCGCUCAGAUUUUGAGAAGCUGUUCCCUGUGGGCUGAGGUCUUAGUUUAAAAAGCUUUUGGUUGUAUUUUGCAGUUACAGGCUGUAAAGAUACUUAACUGUGUUUUGGGUUUUACUUGUUGGGGCUGCUGCUGUUAUUUAUUUAUUUAUUUGAGUAGCUUUUGCACUUCAGUGACUGGGGUAGGGGUUAAUGACGAAGCUGGAGGUGCUGGGCUGAAGCCUUCCUUGCAUCGAUUGUAGGCAGGAAUUGGGACUCUCAGUCUGCCCAUGUCUCCUUCCAUGUCAAUCUGCAGCAUUUUGGUUCCUCCCAGCUACAAAAUUGCUGGACAAAAAGAUAAAGAUCUGCUUUUCAUUCUUGAAAACUAUAAAGGUCCCCCAGGUUGUGGAUAAACAGUGUGUUCUGUUAGUAUUGGGUGUCAAUAUUCAUUGAUCUGUAAAUGAGCAAGACCAACAAAAGUUGUGUGUGUAGAAAUGUGAGUGACCAGUAGGUACAACCAAAUUUAAAUAUCACUACAGGGUUCGUUUGUUGUUUUUUAAUGCUGGUUAUUGUGAAUUUUAUCCUUUACCAACCUGUGUUGAAUAAAAACAGAUUCUAUUCUAAAAUGA
Corapipo altera (White-ruffed manakin) is the source of this 4635-nucleotide messenger RNA. It is a transcript of the gene SLC37A1, whose product is annotated as solute carrier family 37 member 1. Gene Ontology annotation, biological process: phosphate ion transmembrane transport; glucose-6-phosphate transport. Lineage: Eukaryota; Metazoa; Chordata; Aves; Passeriformes; Pipridae. Gene Ontology annotation, molecular function: glucose 6-phosphate:phosphate antiporter activity. The record is from RefSeq and is a predicted model, not a curated record. Gene Ontology annotation, cellular component: endoplasmic reticulum membrane. The transcript has 22 exons. Bases 509 to 2098 code for a protein of 529 amino acids.